UAGCAUUGUUUUUAUUUAUUUUCUUUUGAUGACGGCAAGAUGGAAAUAAAUAAUGCACACUCGUCUGUUGAAGGAAAUUAUUGCAAAAUAACAGAAGACCCUGACGUUAUGUUACAAUAUGUUAAUAAAUAUGUAAAUGUUCGUCUUAUUAAAAAAUCUUCCUUCACAGGUUUUGUACAUUCCAUUGACCCUGUAUCGUUCAGUAUUAUUAUAUCAGUACCACAAGAAAAUAAAUAUCAGACUAUAUUGAUACCAGGUCAUGCUAUUUUUGACUUAACAGAAAUAGAAUCAGAUACAAAUACAAAGCCUCCACCAAGGAAAACAACAUUCAAAAUCUGUACAGAAAGUUCAAGAAAAGAAAAUCUUAUUAAAUGGCUUAAAUGGAAUUUAUUGCCAGUCACCGAAGAUGGCGAGAAAAUAGUUUUUGGUAAUGCCAGCAUAUUACCUCCAUAUAGUGUUAUGGACAUAUGUACGGAUAAUCCAAUGGUUGCUAUGCAAAUGAGAAAAAUUAUUGAGAAAAUGCCAGCACACUUUGAAUCAAUGUAAUACUUUUAUUGUAUAUUAUUGUACUUUUUAAUAAUAAACUGCAUAUUUAUUAAAGUAUGUAAGUAGUUUAAAUUAAUAAUAACAAACUAUUACAAAAU
This is a messenger RNA of Diatraea saccharalis (sugarcane borer), 644 nucleotides long. The record is from the annotation of a GenBank genome assembly. NCBI's taxonomy places the organism in Eukaryota, Metazoa, Arthropoda, Insecta, Lepidoptera, Crambidae.